Messenger RNA from Strongylocentrotus purpuratus (purple sea urchin), 1533 nucleotides. Its product is annotated as beta-lactamase domain-containing protein 2. The transcript is spliced from 8 exons. Bases 124 to 1425 code for a protein of 433 amino acids. The record is from RefSeq and is a predicted model, not a curated record. Lineage: Eukaryota; Metazoa; Echinodermata; Echinoidea; Camarodonta; Strongylocentrotidae.
UUACCGUUUAGUACACGAUGUUUAUCUGCCCAUGUGAUGAUAGCUAGUACCUCGAAAAAUUCUGAUUAAAUAUCCUACAAAACAACGAUCUAUCUGUAAAAGCCGAAUGGUUGACAUAUUAGUAUGAUGGCGCUGUGGACAAGCGCGGCCCUAGUCGCAGUGACUGCCGUGGCGGUGUUGUGGUUGCCUGGCUUCUUUCGACAGCAGCCUCCUGUGAUCGUCGACGGGUUCGUAGCAAAAGGAUUCGAAGAGGUUGAGGAAGCCUUCCGGAGAACCUAUGAAACAAACUUAAACCCUCGUGAAGGGGGUUCGGCCUUUUCAGUCUACUACAAGGGAGAGAAGGUUGUAGACAUCUGGGGAGGCUAUGCCGACUUCGAAAGCAGACAGGAAUGGAGAAGAGAUACGAUAUCAGUUUUCUUCUCUUCAACAAAAGGUGUUGCAGCCAUCUGCAUCGCCAUGUUGGUAGAGAGGGGUCUCUUGGACUAUGAUAAACCAGUAUCUCUAUACUGGCCAGAGUUUGCUCAGAAGGGCAAGGGGAAUAUUACCGUCAGACAACUUUUGGAACAUCAGGCAGGUCUCGUAUUGGCCGCACCUCCCGGCUUGAGCUUCGACCUCCUUAGCGACGUCGCCAAGGCAGGUGAUCGGAUGUCAUCGACCGAGCCGUUGUGGGAUGUCGACGGGAAGACUCACGGUUAUCAUGCGAUCACCUUCGGUCCUCUCACCAAUGAGCUUCUCCGGAGGGUCGAUCCGAAACACAGAACUAUGGGUCAAUUCUUCAAAGAGGAGCUGGCACAACCGUUUGGUCUUGACUUCUACAUUGGUCUGCCUUUGGAAGAGAACUAUCGCACUGCGAGAUUGUUGGGUGGCGGUUCAAACGUGAUAACAGAUCUGCUUCAAGGUAUAAGCAGCCCUACAAACAGACAGAUAAUACUCCACAUGAUGCAAAGUGAUCUCUUAACGCGUAUUAUUGAAAACUCGGGCAUUGGAAACAUUGCCGUUUUAAACAACCCCUACAACAGACAAGUGGAACUGCCAUCAGCUUUGGGCAUAGGCACUGCAGAAUCGGUUGCCAAGUUAUAUGGUAUUCUAGCAGCAGGUGGGGUGGAUAGCUGGACGAACCGCACUCUUCUGACCAAGCCCAUUCUUAGCAAACUAUUCACCUCGACCCCGCCCACUUUUGACAAGACGCUUGGCGUACCGAUCGCAUUUAACUUAGGCCUCAUGGUAUUUGACUCAGUGGAAGGGGAGAUACUGUAUGGACAUCCCGGUGCAAGAGGACAGAUAGGGUUCGCUGACCCCAAGAAUCAGCUCGGGAUGGGGUUUGUGAGCAAUACUAUGUCACCUUUCUUCCUCCGUGACGACCCGAGGACUGGUGCCCUGCUGUCCGCUCUCUACAAAUGCACGCGAAGAAUCGAGAACAAAUAAUGAUAAGAAUUGAAGAACGUAAAAGUUUGCUGAUACAGAAAUAGAAAUUACCUUAUCCUCACUAAAAAAGCAAGUUGAAUAAAAUCUUUUAAAAUUAAUAUUUUGGAC